AAUGGUGAGCAUUUUAUUUACCCACCAAAUUUGCCCAUGAGCAAAUAAAAUGCUCACCAUUGGCAUUGCUCUAAGGAGAGGGGUAGUUGAGAAAUUAGCUCGUGACUCGAUAACCUAAAUGUACCAGCCGGCCGUUAUGUGAAAGAAUUCCAACCCCAAUAAACGUCAUUUAUAACCAUGCGAAACUUCUCUUUAAGAGCCCAAUUCUUACACAAUUCCAGAAUUUCUUCGACAGAUUUUCUUCCACUAGAGUAAAUUCAAGGGAAUUCGUAAGUUUCAUACGAAAAAAAAUCUAGCAAGCAACACCAUAAUAGUCGGACCAACUGAACCCUCAGAAAAUCGCGGAAAUUCGAGAUUCUGAGGGUUCUUCUAUGGUCGAUUGAUUAUUGAACUACUCCGUAUUGGGUUUAUAAUGGAGCGGGAGCCCUUGAGUGUGGACGCAAUGGCGAUAUGGAAGAAUAUGCAGCAACAUGAGCAAGAACUUUGGCAUAAGAGAAAGUUCUUAAUGGGCUUGUCAGAAAUGGACUAUAAUGAUCAGAAUGUGAGUUCACAUGCUGGAAAACAGUGAGUUGGUAUUGCCAGAGUCAUUUUUGAGGAAAGAUGAUGUCUUCUAUGAAGAUGUCAAAAUUUUUGUUGAGAGGGGCCGUCUUCAAACAUCUGAUACUGAAGAGUGGCAGAGUAUAAUUGAUGAGGAGGAAUUCUGUGAGGCACACAACAUGUCAAGAAUUAUUUUGACCAUGCUUGAUGACUUGUCAAACAGUGGGUUGUGCCAUCUAGCCAAGAUAGUGACAAGAGGUUCAGCUGUUUUUAAUAAAACUCGUCCACAAAUGGAAAGAGUUAUUAAAUACAGCUUAGAAGAAUUACAUAGCAAUCGGUUAGAUAGCUGUAAUCAAGUCCAAAUGCAGAAUCAGCUAUCUCAGUUGCUGAAGAACCCAAAGAAUUUUCGCCAGAACCGUAGGAGACACAUAAAAUUGACUAGGAAGUCUCUUAUUAGUACUUUUGAGAAGGUUCAGCUUCAAAAUAUUCCUGUACGGAUCCUGUCUGCAAUGUAUAGGAGGUUGAAAGGGACAAAAGGGAUCAUGCCACAAUUGCGCCCUCGUUGGUCUGGAUGGAACAGAAAAAGUUUGAUCAAGCAAAUGGAGAAAUUGUGGCGUAGGAUGAUUGAUCAACUUGAUGAGGCAGAUAAGCUACAGGACCCUUUAGUCAAAGCAAUGGCAGUUCCUGGUUUAUAUUCAAGAAUCGCAUCUGACUAUCAAGAUUUUUCCAUGGUCAAAUUUAUACAUGUGCCGCCAGAAAUGGAAGCAUUACAGAAUGAGAUAGUAAAGGCUAUUUGUUCUCUUGAUAAGAGAUACAAGAAAGAAGAAUUGAAGAAAUUGCAGCUUUUGUUGGACCCUGAAUCUAAUGUGGACGUUAAUGGCCUAAGAAAAGCAAUUAGGAACAUGUUGAUUGACUGUCUCUUUGAAUGCAGUGAUAUGGAAGCAGUUCCAAACUCUUUAUUAGAUGCUCUGUCUCUUAUUAAUAAGAAGUCCUGUAAUACACGUAGGUUUUCUUCAAAGGUGGUUAUUGAGGAUGAGGUGGAAUGUAUAUUGAAUGUGGGUGCUCAUAUAAAGCAGCUUUUGUGGAAUUGUGCUCCUGUUGAUAGACUUGACCAAGAUUUUGCGGAUGCAUACAUGGAGGAACUUGAAGAAAGUGACGAUGGAGAUAUUUUUGAUGAUGAUGACCAGCAGCUGCAUCCAAAUUCAUUGGAUGAAAUUCAGAUUAGGUUCAAUGACUUCAGUGAAGAGGUUGCUAGUACUGGAGAUGCAUAUCAUUGCACUUUUAGUUCAGCAACAUCUACAUACAAAGAUAAUUCUGCUUCCAGGUCAUGUUUUAAGGCUGAAAGCUUUACUGUUAAAGAUGAAUGCUGGGAUCAGACUGAGAUUAAUGAAGGUGAAAUGCACUCUAAUGCUGGUGGUGAUGUUGUAUCCCCUCUUGUUUCACCUAUCUUACAUGGGAAAAGUAAUAUUACGGGCAAAAAGGACCCUCCACAUUAUGCUUCAGUGGAUACUGUGAAUCUUGCUGGUAAAUGCUCGAAGAAAAAUUCAGUGCCUAAAGACCAGAGAAACCGUUAUGUAGCCAUUCAAGAAGUUUGUGACCAGGCAAGUUUAGUUGCAUACCAGCUUAUUGGACGUAUUUUGGCAGACUUUGGACAGAUGGAGGCAUUGGGUUUAAGUUGGGAGGAUGAAACAUAUCUUAGAGGCGAGUAUACAAUGUCAAAAAAAAGUCAAGUUGCUGGCUCAAAUGAUCAAGAUGGGAGUAGUUCAAUCAUUGUUCAAGCAGUUCGUGAAGUCAUACCUUCAUUCCCAAAUAGCCAACUGGAGACGGUGAAGAAGUUCAUGAGCUCAUAGUGGAGGAACUAUGAGUCACACUGUACCUAGAAAUUAGGAUUGCUCAGCUCAUAAUAAGUCUUCUUACUCUUUCCAUGCCUUCAGAGCUGAAGUCCCCCUUCAUUUUCUCUUGGUUUUCUCCAUCCCUUGAGAGUGAGACUGGGUUGGUCUUGUUCUCUGCACUUCAUUUUUACUGAAGUCAAAAAUUCAUUUUACUGAUUAAAGUAUUUUCACUGAUUAAAACUGAUUUUUCUUAUUGAAACUAUAUGAUUUUUAAAAGUUCAUUAGUGUUUUUAGAAUUACAAAGUUACUGAUUAGGUGUGAAAUGCUAAUUUGAAAUUGUUUUGUAUGAAUCAAAAUUGAUUUGAACUGAUAGAUUUUUACUGAUGUGAAGAGUACAAAGCCUACUUGGGAUGGAGUCAUAAAGAACGAACGAGGACACACAAACGCAAGUAUUAUCUAGAGCUAUUUUGAAAACAUAAUGAGUUUUAGAAUAUGAAUAGUUGAGACAAUGUGAUUAUCUAUUUAGUAUAAGAGUAUAUAGGUAAUGAUUUUGGUGAAAGGGGUUAAUUUAGCCCUUAUAUACAGUUACUAUAUUUUUUUGAAGAAACAGUUACUAAUAUUUUUUCAACAAUGUAGAGCUUCAAUGUUGGAUAUUAAACCAGUAUUUCAUUGAAAUUCCAUAUUUGCAGGGAUGAA
Chenopodium quinoa (quinoa) is the source of this 3065-nucleotide messenger RNA. RefSeq lists its product as uncharacterized. The record is from RefSeq and is a predicted model, not a curated record. The transcript has 7 exons. The coding region runs from base 552 to 2387 and encodes 611 amino acids. NCBI's taxonomy places the organism in Eukaryota, Viridiplantae, Streptophyta, Magnoliopsida, Caryophyllales, Amaranthaceae.